CCCAGGCACAAAAACCUCGCCUCUCCCCCACCCUUGCCCGGUUCCUAAUUUUCUCUCUCCUCCCCUUCCCAAAGGUGAAGGGCAGAGCAGGAUAAGAAAAAGCCGUAAGAAGAAUCCCUUCCUUCCCCCCUUUCCACCCACACUCGCUCAUUGCGAAAAAUGAGAUGAAAUCCCGCUCCAUCUUCCUCGCUCCUGGCGGCAGCAGCAGCAGCAGCAGGAGUGGCGAUGGCAGCAGCAGCGGCAGCAGGAUCUUUGGGAGACCCGACGCUUCCUCCACCUCCUCCUCCUCCCCCCACGGAGGUGCCCCAAUGGCUGAAAUCCCUUCCGUUGGCUCCCGAGUACCACCCCACCCUGGCCGAGUUCCAGGAUCCCAUCGCCUACAUCCUCAAGAUCGAGAAGGAGGCGUCGCGGUUCGGCAUCUGCAAGAUCGUUCCCCCGCUGCCGGCGCCGCCCAGGAAGACGACCGUCGCCAACCUCAACCGCUCCUUCGCCGCCCGCGAGCCCAACCCCAAGAAGCCCCCCACCUUCACUACCCGCCAGCAGCAGAUCGGCUUCUGUCCCCGCCGCCCCCGCCCUGUCCAGAAGCCCGUCUGGCAGAGCGGCGAGCACUACACCCUCCAGCAAUUCGAGACCAAGGCCAAGCAAUUCGAGCGCGCCUAUCUCAGGAAGGCGAAGAAGGCCACCUCUAGUUUCCUCUCCCCGCUCGAGAUCGAGACCCUCUUCUGGAAGGCCUGUGCCGACAAGCCCUUCUCCGUUGAGUACGCCAACGACAUGCCGGGCUCUGGAUUUGCCCCCCUCGGGGCCGCGCGACGCUGGCGGGGGUUGGAGGAGGAGGAGGAGGAGGAGGCCGCCCACGUCGGGGAGACGGCGUGGAACAUGCGGGGGGUGUCCAGGGCCAAGGGUUCCCUGCUGCGCUUCAUGAAGGAGGAGAUCCCUGGGGUGACUUCCCCCAUGGUGUAUGUGGCCAUGAUGUUCAGCUGGUUCGCUUGGCAUGUCGAGGACCACGAGCUCCACAGCUUGAAUUACUUGCAUAUGGGCGCCGGCAAGACGUGGUAUGGCGUGCCCAGGGAUGCCGCGCUUGCGUUCGAGGAGGUCGUUCGGCUGCACGGGUACGGGGGGGAGGUGAAUCGUCUCGUGACUUUCGCAUUACUAGGUGAGAAGACCACUGUCAUGACUCCUGAAGUACUUAUGGGUGCAGGAAUCCCUUGCUGCAGAUUGGUGCAAAAUGCUGGAGAGUUUGUUGUCACUUUCCCGGGAUCUUAUCAUACAGGAUUCAGUCUUGGAUUUAAUUGUGGGGAGGCAGCAAAUAUUGCAACUCCUGGAUGGUUGAGGGUAGCCAAAGAGGCUGCAAUUCGAAGGGCUUCAAUUAACUAUCCUCCCAUGGUGUCUCAUUUUCAGCUCCUUUAUGAACUUGCACUAUCAUUGUGUACAAGGAUGCCCAGGGGCAGCAGAAGUGAACCACGAAGUUCUAGACUGAAAGAUAAAAUGAAAGGAGAAGGAGAAGAGAUUGUCAAGAACAUAUUUGUUCAGAAUGUGAUUCAAAAUAAUCACCUACUUAGUUUUCUUCUUGAUAAAGGAUCUUCCUGCAUAGUUCUUCCACAAGAUGCACCCGAGAGUCCUUUAUGUUCAAAUGCACUUGUCAGAUCUCAAGUAAAGGCAAAACCAAGAUUAUCACUUGGUUUAUGCAGUCACCAGGAAGCAGUGGAAGCAUCAAGACUUUUGCCUUCUGAUGAUAUCACACCAGGCUGGAGUGCAGGGAGGAGAGACAUGAGUGGUUUAUGUUCACUUAAACGAAAUUCUAUAUCUGUUUCCCAAGGAAAGAUGAUUACAUCAGCAACAUGCGGCAGAUUUGGUGCUGCUGAUUUCUACUCUUCUUCAGACUCACAGAAUGAGGAAGGUGAAAAAGAAGGUACAUUCCAAGGUGAUGGGCUACUAGAUCAAGGACUAUUGGCAUGUGUUACAUGUGGAAUUUUGAGCUUUGCAUGUGUGGCUGUCAUUCAACCAAGAGAAGCAGCAGCGAAAUACCUUAUGUCUGCUGAUUGUGGUUUCCUUAGUGGUCAUAUUAAUGGUUCUGGAGAAGUAAGUGGUAUCAAUAAAGAUGCAAGCAGGCAGGCAGAUGAUUAUAAUUUGGUUUCAGGUUCAGGACAAAUAGGAAGGCAUACUGAAAAUACAGUGGAUGAUUACUGGGUUCAUUGUAACACAUAUUCAGGACAGGUUUCAGAACAGAGUGUCGAAGUCUUUUCUGAUAAUACAGGCCAGAGAGGCAUCUCUGCACUUGAUCUUCUAGCUUCUGCCUAUGGGGAUACGUCAGACACUGAGGAAGAAGCUUUGCAUGCGAAAUCUGAUUGUACUGAUGAAAAUGAUGUUAAAGACUUCCCAUCUUCAGCUAAACCAAUCGAACAUCCAAACUUUGCCAUUGAAUUGCCAAACUUAUGUUCAAGUAAGGAUUCACAGAAGGAGACAGAUUUGUCCUUCAUUGGAGCAGACUGCCAAAAUGGAACAUGUGCUCAAAAUUCUUAUAAUAAUGUUGGUCCAGAUGAUCCAGAUGGACCGACAAAUGUUAGUGCUGGUGAGAAAUGCCAGCUUAAAUGGGAGUUCUGUGGCAGUAAUCAGCCAGAAAAUGUAAAAUCUGCUGGAACAGAUAGUUUAGAUGAUAAUAGGAAAGUCACUACCUCUAAUAGUUCUAUAAAAUCAAUGGAGGAACCAACAGAUUUUAGUUACAGGGAAGUGGAUGAUGGUUGUCGUGCUACUGAAACUGCUGACAACCAGCAGGGCAACAUGAAGAUGGGAAACGCGUCUUUUGGUUCUGAAGAUCUCUCCGUUCAACCUGAUGUCUGCUGUGACUUAUCUGAACCAACAAAAGGUACUGCUAUAACAACGCAAUCAAUAAAUGUUCAUACUAAAAUGAUGAAUUCAGGCAUACCAGCCAUGCGAAGAUGUGACAAAGAUUCUUCUAGAAUGCAUGUUUUUUGUCUUGAACAUGCUGUGGAGGUUGACAAGCAACUUCAGCCGAUAGGUGGUAUGCAUAUUAUGCUCUUCUGUCAUCCAGACUAUCCUAAAAUAGAAGCAGAAGCAAAACUCUUGGCAGAAGAGUUGGGAUUUGAUUAUUCUUGGAAGGAUGUGCAUUUCAAAGAGGCCACAGAGGAAGAACAAGAGAGAUUCGGAGCAGCCUUGGAAGAUGAGGAAGCUAUACCUGUAAACAGUGAUUGGGCUGUGAAAUUGGGCAUUAACCUAUAUUACAGUGCCGGUCUUAGCAAGUCUCCCCUCUAUAGCAAGCAGAUGCCAUACAAUGCAGUCAUAUACAAGGCAUUUGGAUGCAAUUCCCCAGGCAACUCCCCGGCAAAGCCAAAGACUUCUGGGAGGAGACCAGGCCGGCAGAAGAAAAUAGUUGUUGCUGGUAGGUGGUGUGGGAAAGUUUGGAUGACAAAUCAGGUCCAUCCAUAUCUAGCUCAUAGAAAUGAAGCUCAAGAUCAUGAUCAUGUGGAACAACUCUACUCCCAAGGCACUGGUCAAAAGCCAAAAGUUAAGACAUAUACUAAGGAUGCACCUUCUGAAAGGAAUCCAUCAGCUAGCGAUGGAACAGCUGCAAGAAAAUCUGGAAAGAAGAGAAAGAAACCUCUGAGGAAGGCAAGCAAGAAGAAACCCAGACACACCCAAAUAGAUAAGUCAGAAGCUAUGGAAGAUGUGCCCGAGACUUCCUCAUCACCAUGUGGAAGGGUUCUGCGAAGCAGCCAUUCUAAGCAAGCUGUGAUCGCUAACCGGAAAAAGUUUAAUCUGAAAGAUGAAGCUGAAGGAGGACCGAGCGCACGACUCCGAAAACAGACAUCAAAGGCCAUGGAAGAGGUCAAGACUAAAUCAGCAAGCAGGAAGCAGGCUAGACAGAGAAAAGCAAAGAAAGCACAGGCUACAAAUCCUGUGACCAAGGAUGAGGAUGGGGAAUAUAUAUGUGAUAUUGAGGGGUGCUCAAUGAGCUUUAGUACAAAACAAGAUCUGUCUUUGCACAAGCGUGAUAUCUGCCCUGUCAAAGGGUGCGGGAAGAAGUUUUUCUCGCACAAGUAUCUGGUGCAGCAUAGGAAGGUGCACAUGGAUGAUCGCCCACUUGAGUGCCCGUGGAAGGGUUGCAAGAUGACAUUCAAGUGGGCAUGGGCAAGGACAGAGCAUAUAAGGGUCCACACUGGUGACCGGCCCUAUGUGUGCCGAGAACCAGGGUGUGGUCAGACAUUCCGGUUUGUGUCAGAUUUCAGCCGUCAUAAGCGCAAGACAGGUCAUUCGGUAAAAAAGGGCAGGAGAUGACUGGCAGGAACUUGAUAGUCUUUCUGAUCUUGGAAAGGUGGGAGGUUUGCAAAUUGUCAUUUGCAAAUGCCUAUUAGUAGGAGAUUAGGAUAGGUUAGCAACCUCACUGUAUUCUUCUUGUCAUGUUAACACUAAUGUCAUAUUGCCUGGUCUCCAUUGGGCCCAAUCAUUUGUACUUUAAUUCUUAGUGAUUUGCUUUUUGAAACAAACUGAAAUUGUCCAAGAUAGACGCUGAACUCAAGGUGACUUGCACAUUUUUGUGACU
Elaeis guineensis (African oil palm) is the source of this 4558-nucleotide messenger RNA. RefSeq names its product lysine-specific demethylase JMJ705. Lineage: Eukaryota; Viridiplantae; Streptophyta; Magnoliopsida; Arecales; Arecaceae. Gene Ontology annotation, molecular function: histone H3K4me/H3K4me2/H3K4me3 demethylase activity. Gene Ontology annotation, biological process: regulation of gene expression; chromatin remodeling. Gene Ontology annotation, cellular component: nucleus; chromatin. The record is from RefSeq and is a predicted model, not a curated record.